This is a messenger RNA of Maudiozyma barnettii, 237 nucleotides long. It is a transcript of the gene QCR10, whose product is annotated as ubiquinol--cytochrome-c reductase subunit 10. The coding region runs from base 1 to 237 and encodes 78 amino acids. The record is from RefSeq and is a predicted model, not a curated record. NCBI's taxonomy places the organism in Eukaryota, Fungi, Ascomycota, Saccharomycetes, Saccharomycetales, Saccharomycetaceae. The transcript has 2 exons. Gene Ontology annotation, biological process: mitochondrial electron transport, ubiquinol to cytochrome c.
AUGGUUGCAUACACAUCAGGCCUACGUUUCAAAGUACUACCUCAUCUAGGUAGAAUCAACAUGAAGAAUUUAAUGUCAUACACUCCAAACUUAAUGCUUUGGGGUGGUGCCUCAUUGGUAGGUGCUCUAGUCUUCGUAGAAGGAUGGCCAUUAUUUCAAAGAACUCUGUUUAGUAAGAUUCCUAUACUAGGUGCUAACUGGCAAAAGGAGAUUCCUGCAGAAGAUAGACCAAAUUAA